Dovyalis caffra is the source of this 1278-nucleotide messenger RNA. The record is from the annotation of a GenBank genome assembly. Lineage: Eukaryota; Viridiplantae; Streptophyta; Magnoliopsida; Malpighiales; Salicaceae.
AUGUGGGUAUCAGACUUGGGCCUCCCCAUAUUGGUUCUUGGGCCUCAUCUGAUAUUGGAUGCCAAUGGACCGGAAAAAAGCAAAAGUCCAUUAAUUAGAAAGAUGGUUCUUGUGAGUUCCUUCUAUGCACAUAGUUUCCUUGAAUUUCCGUCUAUAACAACCUCAAUUACCUCACCAAUUAAAGACUCAAACUUUCCUAUCAAAACAACACCAGAUCCUUUCACUGACUUGUUCAUUGCUUUCAAGAAAUGGGAUUCUAAAGUGGGUUGUGUUCAGUUUAGAGAGAAAUACAAGAAUUUCGGGUAUAAGGGGUCAAAUGGGUCUGCUUCUUUGCAAGUUGUUGAUGGCGAUGUGGGGUGUAGUGAGAUGAAGAUGGAGCAUGUUAGUGUUUUGGUUAAAGGGUGGACUUGGAUUCCUGGCAAUUUGGAUAAUUUGUAUUCUUGUCGUUGUGGGUUGAGUUGUUUGUGGACUAUGUCUUCUGUUCUUGCUGACAAGCCCGAUGCUUGGCUGUUUGAAACAACUACUCCUCCAGUUCAGAGGCGCAAUGGGGAUCCGCUUCGCGUCUACAUGGAUCUCGAGGCUGGCAGGAAACGCACAGGUCGUGAGGAUUUAUUUAUUAGCUAUCAUGCGGAAGAUGACGUUCAGUCGACAUAUGCUGGUGCACUCUUUCAUAAUGGUCGAAAUUAUCAAGUGUCUCGUCUUAAGGACAAUGAUACACUUGUUUAUUGGUCUUCAUCACGCUGUCUUGCUGAUAGAAACCAGCUGGCUAGGAGUCUCCUCAGCUUGCUGCCUCACCAUUCCUUUGGCAAGUGCUUGAACAAUGUUGACGGGCUAGACAUGGCCCUUUCUUUCUAUCCUGAGUGUGCCAAUGAUGCCAGUGUCAAACCAAAAUGGUGGGAUCAUCUACAUUGUGCCAUGUCCCAUUAUAAGUUUGUCCUUGCCAUUGAAAACACCUGGACAGAGAGCUAUGUGACAGAAAAGCUAUUUUAUGCGUUAGACGCUGGUACAGUUCCAAUAUAUUUUGGUGCACCCAAUGUUUUGGACUUUGUUCCUCCACAUUCAAUAAUAGAUGGGACCAAAUUUAGCUCCAUGGAGGAAUUGGCUUCUUAUGUCAAGAACCUAGCUAAUGACCCUGUAGCCUAUGCUGAAUACCAUGCAUGGAGAAGAUGUGGUGUGUUGGGUAAUUAUGGGAAGACCCGUGCUGCAAGUCUUGACACGUUGCCUUGCCGAUUGUGUGAGGCUGUUAGCAGGAAGGGAGGAAGAAAUGCUAGAGCUUAG